GGCACACGACAGACAUACCAGAGACAAACAACAUGGUGUAUUGUUUAGUGUUCGGGUGUUCCCAUCAAACCGGUUGGAAACAGACGUGUAGCCUGUUUAGGUUCCCUGUUAACCUCAAGGAGAGGGAAAAAUGGGUCGAACAAUGCAGACGUGUGGACAGGGAGGUAAACAUCUACAAUGACAGAAUAUGUAGCUGUCAUUUCCUUGAUGGAAAGAAAGAGAAUGGGCCAACUAUUUUUUGUUUUAGUAAAGACGUUGGCUGUUUCCCUAAAAUACCCACCCCAACAAAGAUAGUUCAAAGCAGAACACACUAUUCACGUAGUGAGAUCUAG
This is a messenger RNA of Ylistrum balloti, 332 nucleotides long. RefSeq lists its product as uncharacterized. The transcript is spliced from 3 exons. The coding region runs from base 33 to 332 and encodes 99 amino acids. NCBI's taxonomy places the organism in Eukaryota, Metazoa, Mollusca, Bivalvia, Pectinida, Pectinidae. The record is from RefSeq and is a predicted model, not a curated record.